AUGGCCUCGCCAGCCAAUUCCGAGCAGCUAUUGAGAACUUCGUCAGAAUCAGACUUUCGUGAAGAAAUGGAUAUGGAUGAUCAUGGAGAAACUGGCGUGAGUUUUUUCGGCAAAUUUGAAAAGUUUAGCAGGAAGCUAAUAACUCAAAUGGCCUCCAUAGCGGUAACAUGCGAUCGUGAACUAGCGAGAACUAUGCGAACGGACGACCCAAUAAGGGAUUCAGUAAUAGCAUCAGUGAGUGAGCAAAGCGCUUUAGUAAAAGAGUUAGCGCGGACAGCGUUGAAGGAGAUAGGCCGAGAGCUGGCCAUCUUCGAGGAUAUGAGAUCCAUUUGCGUGGAGGCAGCACAAAAGUUAGCUUGUCUGGUAGAUCAGAUCAGAGGUAAACUCGAAGAGACUCUGGCCGACAUGGACAACCUAAAAGAAUCACUCAGAAUUUAA
Haemonchus placei is the source of this 438-nucleotide messenger RNA. NCBI's taxonomy places the organism in Eukaryota, Metazoa, Nematoda, Chromadorea, Rhabditida, Trichostrongylidae. The record is from the annotation of a GenBank genome assembly.